Messenger RNA from Symbiodinium sp. CCMP2456, 169 nucleotides. Lineage: Eukaryota; Dinophyceae; Suessiales; Symbiodiniaceae. The record is from the annotation of a GenBank genome assembly.
GUCAUGGUAAUCAAGAUGAAGCCAGGCACCGAUGUGGAGACACACAGCGGUCCGGCCAACAACAUCCUGAACAUCCACCUGGGCAUUUCGGGACUUGAGGGUGCUGAGCUGAAAGUUGCCAAUGAGUCCUACCACUGGGAGGAGGGAAAGGUGAUCUCCUGGGAUGGCA